Exophiala xenobiotica is the source of this 2785-nucleotide messenger RNA. RefSeq lists its product as uncharacterized. Gene Ontology annotation, biological process: protein ubiquitination; rescue of stalled cytosolic ribosome. The transcript is spliced from 2 exons. Bases 94 to 2553 code for a protein of 819 amino acids. The record is from RefSeq and is a predicted model, not a curated record. NCBI's taxonomy places the organism in Eukaryota, Fungi, Ascomycota, Eurotiomycetes, Chaetothyriales, Herpotrichiellaceae. Gene Ontology annotation, molecular function: ribosome binding; ubiquitin protein ligase activity.
CGUCAGUGAAGUCAUCGUUGAACAUCAUACACCAACAGCAAAAUUUGCAGGCUAUCCUGUUGCACAAUAUACUUCAUCUGAUCAGACAACGCCAUGUCGGAAGCCGCACCUGCCGUCGACGCGUCUCAGAGCCGUCCCAACGCGGGGCGAGGUAGUCGACCAAAUCGCGGCGCAUCUCAAAAUUAUCCAGACGAUCGCGGACGCACUUCUGGAUCCAGAGGCCACCGAGGUCAAAGAGGGGGAAGAGGGAGAGGCCGAGGGCAAGGCCAUACCCGCGACAAUGCGUCUAAUACUCGAUCUGUAGAGACCACAGCGGAAGGCAGCUCAGGACGACCACCUGGAGGCGGCUCCGGUGCACGCCUGACCGGAGCUGCCUCGAAAGAAGAAGGCGACACAAUCCGCCCUCAAGCAAAAAGAGACGGGCAAGAGGUGGCCGUGGAAGACGCGGAGGUGUGUUUCAUAUGUGCAAGUCCAAUCGAGCACAUCUCGAUCGCACCCUGCAACCACCAGACUUGCCAUAUUUGCUCUCUGAGAUUGAGGGCUCUCUACAAGACACGAGCCUGUGCUCAUUGCAGAACAGAGGCGCCAUUCGUGAUCUUUACCGACGAUGCCGAGAAACGCUAUGAAGAAUUCAACGACCGCGAGUUCGUCAAGAUCGACGAGAAUUUGGGCAUAAAAUACGAGAAGGAUAUCAUUUUGGAAGACACAAUCCUCCUACUCCGAUAUAACUGCCCUGACAGGGAUUGUGAUGUUGCGUGCCUGGGAUGGCCGGACCUCCACCGCCAUGUCAAAAGCAAGCACGGGAAGAUGAUGUGCGACCUUUGCACGAGGAACAAAAAGGUGUUCACCCACGAACACGAGUUAUUCACCUUCGGCGAGCUUCGAAAGCACGAGAAAUACGGAGACGAUAACCCUGGAGCAGUCGAUCAGUCUGGGUUUAGGGGACAUCCAGAGUGCGGCUUCUGCAAGCAGAGAUUCUAUGGAGACGACGAGCUGUAUACCCACUGUCGGGAGAAGCACGAGCGAUGUCACAUAUGUGACAGAAGAAAUGGAGGCAGAAAUCCUCAGUAUUAUCUGAACUACCAAGAACUGGAGAAGCACUUCGGAGCACAACACUUCGUGUGCCUGGACGCUGAAUGUCAAGCAAACAAGACCAAUGUGUUCGAAUCCGAAAUGGAUCUAAAAGCACAUCAACUGGCAGAGCAUCCAAACGGCCUCUCGAAAGAUGCCAGGAGAGACGCCCGUCUAGUCAAUCUUUCUGGCUUCGAUAUCCGAACACCAUAUCAACCACAACGGCGGGGUGGUAGAGAAAGAGAAAGAGAAAAUCGUGGCAGUGGAAGAGGCCGAGAUCCGAAUGCUGAACCAUUGCCCAUAUCUAGCGCUCAACCCUUGAGUAGAGCAGAGGUGGCAUAUCAGAGACAACUAGCCAUCCAGAGCUCCCAGUCUGUCUCCAAUCGAACCUUCGGCGGUCAGCUCACCCAACCUUCGUCUGCCUCCCGCCCUCAACCAUCUUCCUCACAGCAACCUCAAACCUUACCUUCCAUCGAAAACCUCAGAGUAGACUCACCACAAGUAUCUACUGCAGAGAUGACCCCUCAAGAACAAGCCCGGGCAUUGCGACACCAAGCCGUCACUGAACGAGCCACCACUCUGUUGAAGAACGACACCACCAAACUCUCCCAAUUCCGGACGCACGUCUCCGCAUACCGCAGCGGAACCAUAUCAGCCACCGACCUCAUCGACUCAUUCUUUUCUCUCUUCGAUUGUCCAAGCACCGAACUUGGGAAACUGAUCCGCGAGCUGGCCGAUCUCUACGAAGACGACACCAAGCGCCAAUCCCUUCUUCAAGCAUGGAACAACUGGCGCAGUAUCAACGAAGAUUACCCCAGUCUUCCCGGCCCUAGCGGCACUUUACCGGGCGUAUCGAGCGGUGCUGCCGGCGCGACUGGCGGUCGUCGCGUCCUCACACUGAAGAAAAGCACCGCUCAAUCAUCUCGUUCCGCGGUCUCGAGACAAGGCUCAUGGGGCAACGCGCUCUCCGCUGGCACAAGUCGUGAUCCAUUUCCUGCACUGAGCGCUACCAAUGGGCGGGCAAUCAAACCAGCAGCAGGAACGAGCUCGAAGCAGGCCGUUUGGGGCAACACGUCUGCGCCGCAAGUUACCAACACCACGAUGGGUGCAACACCUAUCUCUCGUCCGCCUCCUACGGCAGCAUCGCGCGUCGGCUCGUCGAGCAAGAACACCGCUCCUCCGCGGCAGACGGAGGAUACGUUCCCUUCCCUGCCUGCCGCCCCGAAGCCGAACACCAUGAUGGCAGGCUUCAACACGCGCGGCUCGGUUCGCUGGUUGACUUCGUCGAGUCGCAGUUCACCCGCCGGCUCGGGGACUGCUACGCCAGUGAAUGCGUGGGGAAAUGGCGGCACGACGCCCACACCGGCUCAAGCUGCCGCGGCGACAUCGGCUGCGUUGGGCGACGAUGGCACAGAUGGUGCCACGGAGAAGAAGAAGGGGAAGAAGUCCAAGAAGGGCGAGACUCUUUUCCAUUUUGGAUAGGGUUGUCUACGUCUACACAGAUCAAUAUUGGCUUGGCUUAUUCAGUCCCCAACGACGGCGUGAGACGUCGCUACGCCUCCCUCUGUAUCAAGCCAUGAUUGUGCGAAGGCCUGCGAGGCCUGUACUGUCCGUACAUAGAAUUAUCCGCAUUGGCCCUUUAACUGGGUCCUAAUAACUGCGCUCGACGUGGAUGUCACAUGCUGAAUGGGCAUUCUCCCUCGUUUGUUCUACU